Molecule: messenger RNA, 4204 nt
Organism: Polypterus senegalus (gray bichir)
Lineage: Eukaryota; Metazoa; Chordata; Cladistia; Polypteriformes; Polypteridae
Gene: sec24a
Product: SEC24 homolog A, COPII coat complex component
Exons: 23
Coding region: 262-3555 (1097 amino acids)
Biological process (GO): endoplasmic reticulum to Golgi vesicle-mediated transport; COPII-coated vesicle cargo loading; intracellular protein transport
Cellular component (GO): endoplasmic reticulum exit site; COPII vesicle coat
Molecular function (GO): SNARE binding; zinc ion binding
Source: RefSeq, a predicted model, not a curated record
CUGCGCCAGGGCAGGAGGAUUUGCGCGAGAGCUUUUCAGUGGCUGGGCCUACGACCCAAGAGCGGUCGGGGUAGGGCCGUCAACAUGCCGCUUUAAUACACCUUAAAACCUGCUUUGUGCUACUUGAGUUCUGGUAGCAUUGUAAUUUAACGGGCCGCACUUCGAAGCGGUCACUUAUUUAAGGAGUAUUUUUUUUUUCAUUUUUUUUUUCAAAGUCCGGGAUUGACGUGAAACCCGAUCUUAGGGUGUCUCAGUUUCACGAUGUCCGAUACUGGGUUUAGUACGCAGAAUGGUUCUGAAGGCGGGGAGCAUUACACGAACGGUCCCAUGCAAAAUCCCGUAAUAAAUCAACUUCCAAGUCAGGGGUUAAAUGUUUCCCAAGGGUCAUAUCCACAGAUGAUUUCAACAAAGGCACCCCACCAAUCGGCACCUGCACAGUACGACUAUGUUCAUCCACAGAAUCCUCCUACUGUGAAUAUGUAUCAAAGACCUAUACAGACGAACAUUGCCAGACCUCCUUUGGACCCUUUUAAACAAGUGCUUGCCCAUCAGGAUAGUUCUGUGUCAAGACUGCCUCCCCAGCCUCCAAGUGUAACUGCUCCAGCAAUGCCCUCAAAUAAUUUAUAUGCUAGCUCACAAAUCUUGCCACCAUCAAACUGGCACUAUGGCAACAGUUCUUCAAGUAGUCAGCUGUCAAAUUUUCAAGGUAAUCAUGUCACAUCAUGGUCUGGCCCUGCACUAACGCCACCCAUUGGGAUGGGAUAUACAAAGACAUCAGCGCAACAAAACAGCAUUCCAGGAAAUCGUACAACCCAGAGUAACUAUGUACCACCAGCUCCAAAUGCAGUGAAUCCUCCGGUGAUGCAGGCUUAUCAACCUACUAGACCUCCUGUUGGGCCCCCACCUAUGGGAAUAGGUGCUUCUCCAUUCCAAGGACCAGCUACAUCUCCUGCUGGCCCACCGAGUAGUGUAGAUCACCCCAUCAAACAAGGAAGGGAACAUAUGCCACUGCCGGUUGAUGGCACCAAGGUUCCUAAUAGCUUUGAUACAUUAGAAAGUGGUGGCAGAAACUUUGCAGCUCCUCCUCCUCCUCCCCCCACUGUGGCAGGCAGGACUGCCACUCAGUCAUAUCCAUCAUUACCUCCCAACUAUCAGAAUGUGGGUCCAGCAUCCAGUGCUUCAGGAAUGCCUCCUCAUAUACAGCCAUACCCGGUAGGAACACAGCCAUUUCAACAGACCUUGGUCAGCCCAGCACAGUUGUCAUCCUCUUUAGGCAAUAUGAGCCUAAACCAGGCAGAACAGCCAGAGGCAUUGAAACCUAUCAAUCUUCUUCAGGAGAGAAACAUCCUUCCACGUGGCCUUGUAACUCCACCAGUUCCCUGCCUUCCACAUGCGCUACAGAAAUUCAAUUGCAGCCCUGAAGUCUUCCGGUGCACGUUAACAAACAUCCCUCAAACACAAUCCUUGCUGAACAAAGCAAAACUUCCUUUGGGUUUAGUCCUCCACCCUUUUAAAGAUUUAUCACAGUUGCCAGUCGUCACGUCAAGUACUAUUGUCCGAUGUCGUUCUUGCAGAACCUACAUUAAUCCUUUUGUCACAUUUCUUGAUCAGAGAAGAUGGAAAUGCAACCUUUGCUACAGAGUCAAUGAUGUUCCAGAAGAGUUUAUGUAUAACCCCGUAUCCAGGUCAUAUGGAGAGCCACAUAAAAGGCCAGAAGUGCAAAACUCCACAAUCGAGUUCAUUGCCCCAUCAGAAUAUAUGUUGCGUCCUCCACAACCUGCAGUAUACCUGUUUGUGCUGGAUGUUUCCCACAGUGCCAUUGAAACUGGAUAUUUAGACACAGUCUGUCGAUUACUCUUGGAUAAUCUUAACCUUUUGCCAGGAGACAUGAGGACAAAAAUUGGAUUUAUUACCUUUGAUAGCACAAUACAUUUCUAUAAUCUUCAAGAAGGAUUAUCUCAGCCUCAGAUGCUUGUUGUCUCCGACAUUGAAGAUGUCUUUAUACCAGCACCAGAUAGUUUAUUAGUUAAUCUUAAUGAAUCUAAGGAGCUGAUUCAGGAUUUAUUAAAAAGUUUGCCCCAGAUGUUUACUAAAACCUUGGAAACGCAGUCAGCCUUGGGACCUGCAUUAACAGCUGCCCAUAAACUUCUCUCACCCACUGGAGGAAGGGUUUCAGUGUUUCAGACACAGAUCCCAUCGAUAGGAUUAGGAGCGCUUAAGUCCAGAGAGGAUCCUAAUCAGCGGGCUGCUGCAAAGGAUGUUCAGCACCUUACCCCAGCCACAGACUUUUACAAGAAAUUGGCUCUGGACUGUUCAGGUCAACAGAUUGCUGUGGAUCUUUUUGUGCUUAGUGGACAAUACUGUGAUUUGGCUUCUUUAGCUUGUAUAUCUAGGUAUUCCUCUGGUUCAGUUUAUUACUAUCCAUCCUAUCACCAUCAGCAUAAUGCUGGCCAAGUGGAACGAUUUGAGAAGGAUGUCAAAAGAUAUCUAACACGAAAGAUUGGCUUUGAGGCUGUCAUGAGAAUUCGCUGUACCAAAGGUCUUUCAAUACAUACCUUUCAUGGAAAUUUCUUUGUUCGUUCAACGGAUUUGCUGUCCUUACCUAAUGUGAACCCUGAUGCUGGAUUUGCAGUUCAGAUGUCAAUUGAAGACAAUCUGGUUGACAUGCAAGUGGUUUCCUUUCAGGCUGCACUUCUGUAUACAUCAAGCAAAGGAGAAAGGCGUAUUCGAGUCCACACUAUGUGCCUACCAGUUGUGAAUUCUUUAGCAGAUAUUUUUGCUGGGGCUGAUGUUCAAGCUAUAACAGGUCUUCUGGCUAGUAUGGCUGUUGAUCGCUCUGUUUCAUCCAGUCUUAGCGACGCCAGGGAUGCUCUUGUGAAUGCUGUUAUUGAUUCUCUUUCGGCCUAUCGCACCUCUGUGCUUAGUUUGCAGCAGCCAGGCCUUCUUGCUCCAGCCUGUAUGCGUCUUUUCCCGUUGUAUGUACUGGCACUUUUGAAGCAGAAAGCCUUCCGAACAGGAACAAGCACCCGUCUGGAUGAUCGUGUAUUUGCUAUGUGUCAGUUAAAAUACCAACCCUUGGUGUAUUUCAUGCUAAUGAUUCAUCCUGCCUUGUACAGAGUAGAUAAUCUUACAGAUGAGGGCUCCAUAAAUGUUAAUGACAAAGUAAUUCCACAGCCCCCAAUUCUGCAGCUUUCUGUGGAGAAGUUGAGCAGAGAUGGAGCAUUUUUGAUGGAUGCUGGCUCUGUUAUGUUUCUUUGGGUUGGAGGAAGUUGUGCACCUAACUUUAUUAAUCAGGUUUUGGGAGUAUCGGACUAUACAGCAAUACCACAAAAUAUGACCCAGCUCCCUGAGCUAGACACGGCCGAAUCUGUUAAAUUAAGGUCUUUUGUAUCUUGGUUAAGAGAGCAAAGACCUUUCUUUCCUGUACUACAUGUAAUCAGGAAUGAAAGCCCACUAAAGACCAAUUUUAUGCAGAACAUGAUUGAAGACCGAACUGAAUCAGCCUUCUCUUAUUAUGAGUUUCUUCUGCAUUUGCAGCAGCAAGUGAGCAAAUAAAAUAGAAGUUUUCUUUUUGAAAUUUACUUCUUAAAGAAAUGAAGCAUCAUGAAUGCCACCAUUCAGCAACAGUGCCUGUCUUCAGAUAAAGACUUAAAACAAAAUUUAUUGUCUUUUUUUUUUUUUUUUUUUGAACAAAUUAGAAAUUCAUCAUUAAUUCUCUUUCUUUUCCACCCUCUAACUAAUAGUUAAAAUAACAUACAGUUAGUUUGAAAUUAAGGUCAGGAUGUCUGUGUUUUAUAUCAAUUCAAACAUUUUUAGCAUAUUUAAAAGAAUAAAUGCAAUGUUUAAAUAGCCACUUUUUAAAUGAAAAUGAUUCUAGUUUAAUUAUGCAAGGCUGUUUCAGUAAAAUGCAUUUGUGUUUGUGUUGUGUCUUUUAACUCAAACCUGUUUUCCCCGCAAUGAAUUUGGAAAAGCAAAUUUGUUUUAUAUUUAACUUUCUCUUUUUUUUCUUUCUUUUUUUUUUGUGUGUGAGCAAUAAGUAUCUCGACUGCUAAGAAAACUGAAUGCGUUUAAACCUCACACUUGUAUAUUAUGUUAAAUUCUGUAUGAUGUGUUUGUUUUUCUUUUCAGUAUUCCAAAAUUUUCCAUAAUACAAAUUAAGUUAUGGAUGAGAAAAAGAGUAAAGUAUCAAAGUAUGUAAGAUUAA